Messenger RNA from Knipowitschia caucasica, 288 nucleotides. NCBI's taxonomy places the organism in Eukaryota, Metazoa, Chordata, Actinopteri, Gobiiformes, Gobiidae. The record is from the annotation of a GenBank genome assembly.
AUGGGGGGGAAGUUGUGGGGGAGGAAAGGGGGGGGUUGGUAUGAGGAAGAGUGUAAGGUGGGGAAGGGGUGGUUGUGGGGUUAUGUGGUUGUUUUUGGGGGGGAUAGUGUUGGGGUUGGGGGGUUGGUUUUGGGAGGGGGGGGUGAAAGUGUGGGUGGUGGGGGGGGGGGGGUUAUUUGGGUUAUGGGUGUGAAGGUAUUGGGGGAGGUAUGGGGGGUUGGGAUGUGGGGGGGGAAUGGGAGAGAUGGGGGGGUUGUAUUAUUGUGGGGGGUGGGGAAUAAGAAAUGA